This is a messenger RNA of Hibiscus syriacus, 1855 nucleotides long. RefSeq names its product inorganic phosphate transporter 2-1, chloroplastic-like. Gene Ontology annotation, biological process: phosphate ion transmembrane transport. Lineage: Eukaryota; Viridiplantae; Streptophyta; Magnoliopsida; Malvales; Malvaceae. Bases 1 to 1743 code for a protein of 580 amino acids. Gene Ontology annotation, molecular function: phosphate transmembrane transporter activity. The transcript is spliced from 3 exons. Gene Ontology annotation, cellular component: membrane. The record is from RefSeq and is a predicted model, not a curated record.
AUGACUCUUUUUUCUUGUUUAGCUUCUGCAAUAAACACCACUUCCCCUCAAGUAUUUCUUCUCAGGAAUCCUCAUCUACAUUCUCCCAAACACCAUUACCACGAAACUAAACUACCCAGGAAAGAGAAUCUUGUGUUCAGGCCUUUCCAAGUUCAAACCAGGCCUUAUCUUCCGUUCUCGAGCUUGAAUAACUCCAGACUCAAUCACCCUUUUGCCAACAUAUCUUCUUUUGCCGAUGCGGGAGGUGAGAAAGAGCAAGAAGAUGAAGCAACCCAUGCUAAAGCAAGUGACGAUUACUCGCCUGGAAUGGCUCAAGCUUUCAACAUAUCUUCCAGUACUGCUUCUGCUAUUGCUUUAUUCAUAGCGUUUGCAGCUCUGAGUCUUCCGUUCUUCAUGAAGUCUUUAGGUCAAGGAGUUGGCUUGAAGAACAAGUUUUUGUCUUACGCGACGCUUUUGUUUGGGUAUUACAUGGCCUGGAAUAUCGGAGCCAAUGAUGUGGCGAAUGCAAUGGGAACUUCGGUGGGAUCAGGUGCAUUGACACUGCGUCAGGCUGUUUUGAUGGCGGCCAUUUUGGAGUUCUCUGGAGCAUUGAUGAUGGGAACUCAUGUGACCAGUACUAUGCAGAAAGGGAUCCUUGUUGCUAAUGUGUUUCAGGGCAAGGAUACUCUGCUUUUUGCUGGAUUGCUGUCUUCUCUCGCUGCUGCUGGUACUUGGCUGCAGGUUGCAUCAUAUUACGGUUGGCCGGUUUCGACCACACACUGUAUAGUAGGAUCAAUGGUUGGAUUCGGCCUGGUUUAUGGGGGACCUGGCGCUGUUUUCUGGAUGUCUCUGGCAAGGGUUAUUUCGUCGUGGGUUAUCUCACCUGUAAUGGGAGCAUUGAUGUCAUUCCUAGUCUACAAAUGCAUCCGCAGAUUUGUUUACAGUGCUCGUAAUCCGGGACAAGCAGCGGCUGCAGCGGCACCGAUUGCUAUUUUUCUCGGGGUAACCGGGAUUUCUUUUGCAGCCUUUCCGUUAAGUAAGAGCUUUCCGGUAGCUCUUGGUCAAGCUUUGGGAUGUGGAGCAGUUGGGGCAUUCAUAGUUUACUAUAUUAUCAGAAAGCAGCUCGGUCAUCUCCUUGCCAAAGCCACUUCUUCGACACGGUCAGAGCCGCAAGAAAGUACAACUACUCAGACUAAAAAUCUCGGUCUUCUCUCGGACAUCGCAGGGCCUAAAGGCACCCAGCUGGAAAUAGUUUAUGGGGUCUUCGGGUAUAUGCAGGUAUUGUCAGCUUGUUUCAUGUCAUUCGCCCAUGGAGGAAACGAUGUUUCGAAUGCGAUAGGGCCUCUAGCUUCGGCAUUAUCGAUUCUUCAAGGCGGUGCCAGUGGCACCGAGAUAAUUAUCCCAAAUGAUGUUCUUGCCUGGGGAGGAUUCGGAAUUGUAGCAGGGCUUACGAUGUGGGGGUAUAGAGUGAUAGCAACGAUCGGGAAGAAGAUCACCGAACUCACACCGACUAGAGGGUUUGCAGCCGAGUUUGCAGCAGCCUCGGUUGUUCUCUUUGCAUCAAAGCUGGCUUUGCCAAUCUCAGCAACACAUACGUUGGUCGGAGCAGUCAUGGGAGUCGGCUUUGCCAGAGGUUUAAAUAGUGUUCGAGCCGAGACAGUUCUAGAGAUUGUGACAUCCUGGGUUGUGACAAUUCCAGUUGGUGCUUCCCUUGCGGUCAUCUACACAUGGAUCUUAACCAAACUUCUGUCAUUUAUUUUAUGACAACGUAUUCAAGAACAUCUAAACAGCUUGAUGUAUGUGAUUAAUUCAAAUCACCCACCUUUUCUUUUUUCAAAGUAUUUUGUGGAAUUGUUACGACUUUGUUGAGUUGAAA